Molecule: messenger RNA, 1800 nt
Organism: Nerophis lumbriciformis (worm pipefish)
Lineage: Eukaryota; Metazoa; Chordata; Actinopteri; Syngnathiformes; Syngnathidae
Source: RefSeq, a predicted model, not a curated record
AUGUUGGUUCGGCCCGACAGACCCAAAUGUUUUGUGAGGGUUUUCUGGGAAUGCCUGGCAGAUUCCCCUGUCUGGAGGAGUUUCAACUUCCAUUCAUGGCAGAGCUUCACCCAUGUCCAGGGAGAGGUGGGGGACAUUGAGUCCAAGUUGACCAUGUUCUGCGCCUCUGUUACUGAGGCUGCCAAUCUGAACUGCGGCCGCAAGGUGGCUGGUGCCUGUCAUAGCGGCAAUCCCAGAACCUGCCGGUGGACACCAGCGCUGAUGGAUCCCGUCAAGCAGAACAAGGAGUCCUAUCAUGCCCUUUUAGUCUGUGGGACUCCAGAGGCAGCUGAUGGGGACACUGAGACUGCAGCUCUCUCAGACUUGGAGGUCAUCUCCCAGCAGGUAGAUGAUGAGAACCAGUGCUUGGCUCCUCCGGUUCAGCUGGUGAGUUUCGGCUACCGAGACCUUCCUCUCGCAGCACUGGACCUCUCGCUGGCAGGCUCGCAGCUCCUUUCCAACCCUGACGAAGAUGAAACAAGGGAAGGGUCCAACUGGCUGAAGCCAUGCUGUGGCCGUCGAGUGGCUCUGUGGCAAGUCUGUCUGCUCAGUGCUGGCUUUAACUGCGUCCUGGUGGCUUGCGUCAUCCUGGUGGUGCUCUUCCUCUCCUUGGAGCUGCUCAUAGACACCAAGCUCCUUCAGUUUACCAAUGCUUUCCAGUUUGCCAGCAUCAUACACUGGAUCAGUCUCAUCAUCCUGUCGCUUUUCUUUUCAGAGACUGUCUUCAGAAUUGUGGUGCUCGGGAUCUGGGACUACAUAGAGAACAAAGUAGAGGUGUUUGACGGAGCUGUCAUCGUGUUGUCCCUCGCCCCCAUGGUGGCCUCCACGGUGGCCAACGGACCCAGCAGCCCCUGGGAUGCUAUCAGCCUCAUUAUCACGUUGCGCAUCUGGAGGGUGAAGAGGAUCAUCGACGCUUACGUCCUCCAAGUCAAAGUGGAGAUGGAGCUGGAGAUCCAACAGUGCGAGAAAACCAAGGCAGUGCGCGAGGAGCAGCUGGAGCGUCUCACUCAAAUUUGCCAAGAACAAGCUUUUGAGAUCAGGCAGCUGCGGGCCCACCUGGCCCAACAGGACCUGGACCUGGCGGCCGAGCGUGAAGCGGCAAUGCAGAUCCAUCGCGUGUGGGCGAAGCAGGGCAGGAAUUUCCAGGUUGUGGAGGGCUUGACUCCUGGGGAGUCUGAUGACGAGGGCACUAAUAGGAAUCCUAGAGAGCUACACAACACUGCAGAUUCAGUUGUACGUGAUGAUAUGAACAACUACAUCAGCCAGUACUACAGUGAAGCAACCAACGAUGGCAGAUCUUGUGGCUUAGGGACUCGUGUCGUUACCACAGCUGCCAUAGACAUCCACCUCCCAACCAAUCACAUCCAAUCCAACCCCCCUCACGACCUGAAGCUGAACUACAGCUCCCACCGGUGCUGCACGCCUUCCUUCUCUGGCCAGGAGCAGAGCACGGUGGUCCAGGAGCUCCUCUCGUCUCUCUCCGAGGACUCCUGCCUUGCUCAGAAGGGCCUGACGGUGGACCCGGUCAACCUUAAGCUCCCCAGUCCCACUGGCUCCGAGAAGGCAAGCCCGGAACAGGACAACAGAAUAAGGGUGUUCAAUCGCAGGAACCACCAGGAGAGGCAGGGACGAGGUUGCGUCCUGCUGCAAACCAAGCCGCUCAUUCACCUGCAGGGCGGCGCCACAGAGCCCUCACUGGAGGAGAAGUACCUACUAUUGGGUCCGGCAGACACACCUCUCGGCCACAUGUCGGACACAUAA